GCGAUUCUGAGUAUUUAAAGGAGGAUCAGAAAACCCCCAUCUCCUCAAUUCAUCACCACAAAGCCCAAAAAGCCUCAAAGUAGACCCGGUUUCUUUCUUAGCUAACAACAUGGCUUUCAAAACUCCCAUUCUCGCUUUCCUUAUCCUGCUCAUUGUAUCCUGCAGUCAAGUACUUGCAGGGCGCCCUGUUAAGGAAGACGUGAAGCAGCCCAACUUCUUCCUAGCCGAAAGCCCCACUGUUCGAGGGAUCGAAACUCUGUUCUGUUGCCUCCAUCGAUCCGCAUUCCUUCUUUCAAGCCAUACACUGCCCCCCGCAGGCCGCAACUACAUUCCAGGUGCCGAUGACACAUUUGUGCCGAACCCUGGGUUUGAGGUCUCAUACCCUCACCCUCACAGUCAAAGGGGUGCUGCUUCUGCUCGUCCUUGACCAGCUAUUCCUGCUGCAAUGUUUUUUUAGAUGAUUGAGUGCUUGAGUUUGUCCUGGUUUCUUCAUAAACACCAGAUGAAUGCCCUGAAUUUCCUAUCUAGUAUGACGAUGAAGCUGUUGCUUUCUUGCUAAUGUGAUUCAUCUAGACUAGAUUCUGCAGCCAUGGAUAACUAGGGUUCCCUAAGCACAAGCUAACUGAUAUGGAUGAAAAAAUAGCAAUCUAUCCAAUCCUCUAGCAGUCGAUAAAAGUAAAAGAACAAGUUCGUUUAGUUAAAUCCAAAAUUGACAGUUAAUCAGUAUACGAACACAACAGCAACAACAGUGAAUUUCUCCAAAAGUGUGAAUGUUACAUUCUACAGCUUCGGUAUCACAAAUCUCUAAACCAGACCCGAGAGACAGUCUGAAUAAUUAUGGCUAAUAAGUCCAGAAAGCAAAUCUCGGAAACUGAUAAAUUAGCCAUGAGGAAAAUGACCCAGCAGCGAUCCUGAAGAUGAUGAAGGAAAGGAAGCCGAGAAAGAUGCAAAGGAACAAGUAAUCGACGAAGACGAAGAAUUUGGUGGACCCAUGAUUCCUAUCCUUCUUCUUCUUCGCCAUCCUGUCUUUGUCAUAGUCCGACGUGGGCUCGUUGUCCAGAGGUUCGAGCUUCGCCAUUGUGGCCGGAGCCGACCUUUCGACCGGUUGGUCAGAGAUCUCUGGGAUGGAGGAGGAGGAGGGAUAGCGGCGGAGAGGUUAUUUUGGGGAUCUGAUUAUCUGAAAUUUCUCUUCUGUUCCCGUUUGUUGUUUGGAAUCCCGCGCUAAUUUCUGGUCCUAUUUUUAUUUGACAGGACAGGAGCACUGGGUGGACCAAUAAAACAACCCCAAAUCC
Molecule: messenger RNA, 1292 nt
Organism: Linum trigynum
Lineage: Eukaryota; Viridiplantae; Streptophyta; Magnoliopsida; Malpighiales; Linaceae
Source: the annotation of a GenBank genome assembly